CGGAGGCGGCGGCGACGGCGGCGGUGGCCGCGGCGUCUUUAGCGGCUCCCAGUGCAGGAUGGUGCUGGAGGCGGCGGCGGCGGCCGUUGUGGCGGCGGUGUCGUUGGCGGCAGCGGGAGGGGGUGCUGUGGCGGCAGCGGCGGCGGCGCCCGCGGGUGGUAUAAAAUGGCGGAUUUCGAGGAGUUGAGGAAUAUGGUUUCUAGUUUUAGGGUUUCUGAACUACAAGUGUUACUAGGCUUUGCCGGAAGGAAUAAAAGUGGACGCAAGCAUGACCUCCUGAUGAGGGCGCUGCAUUUACUGAAGAGCGGCUGCAGCCCUGCGGUUCAGAUUAAAAUCCGAGAAUUGUAUAGACGCCGAUACCCACGGACUCUUGAAGGCCUUUCUGAUUUAUCCACAAUCAAAUCAUCGGUUUUCAGUUUGGAUGGUAGCUCCUCACCUGUAGAACCUGACUUGGCUGUGGCUGGAAUCCACUCGUUGCCUUCCACUUCAGUUACACCUCACUCGCCGUCCUCUCCGGUUGGUUCUGUGCUGCUUCAAGACACUAAACCCACGUUUGAGAUGCAGCAGCCAUCUCCCCCAAUCCCUCCUGUUCAUCCUGACGUGCAGUUGAAAAACUUACCCUUUUAUGAUGUCCUUGAUGUUCUCAUCAAGCCCACGAGUUUAGUUCAAAGCAGUAUUCAACGGUUUCAAGAGAAGUUUUUUAUUUUUGCUCUGACACCUCAACAAGUUAGAGAGAUAUGCAUAUCCAGGGAUUUUUUGCCAGGUGGUAGGAGAGAUUAUACAGUCCAAGUUCAGUUGAGACUUUGCCUGGCAGAGACGAGUUGCCCUCAAGAAGAUAACUAUCCCAAUAGUCUCUGUAUAAAAGUAAAUGGGAAGCUGUUUCCUUUGCCUGGCUAUGCACCACCACCUAAAAAUGGGAUUGAACAGAAGCGCCCUGGACGCCCUUUGAAUAUUACAUCUUUAGUUAGAUUAUCCUCAGCUGUGCCAAACCAGAUUUCCAUUUCUUGGGCGUCAGAAAUUGGAAAGAAUUACUCCAUGUCUGUAUAUCUUGUACGACAGCUCACAUCAGCCAUGUUAUUACAGAGAUUAAAAAUGAAAGGUAUUAGAAACCCUGAUCAUUCCAGAGCACUAAUUAAAGAAAAACUUACUGCGGAUCCUGAUAGUGAAAUUGCUACCACUAGCCUUCGGGUGUCCUUGAUGUGCCCUUUAGGAAAAAUGAGGCUGACAAUCCCAUGCCGUGCAGUGACUUGUACACAUCUACGUGCUUUGAUGCUGGCCCUUUAUCUGCAAAUGAAUGAGAAGAAGCCCACCUGGAUUUGUCCUGUGUGUGACAAAAAAGCUGCCUAUGAAAGUCUAAUUUUAGACGGGCUUUUUAUGGAAAUUCUCAAUGACUGUUCUGAUGUGGAUGAGAUCAAAUUCCAAGAAGAUGGUUCUUGGUGUCCAAUGAGACCGAAGAAAGAAGCUAUGAAAGUAUCCAGCCAACCAUGUACAAAAAUAGAAACUGCAGGUGUCCUCAGUAAGCCUUGUUCAGUGACUGUAGCCAAUGAGGCAAGCAAGAAGAAAGUGGAUGUCAUUGACCUAACAAUAGAAAGCUCUUCUGAUGAAGAGGAAGACCCUCCUGCCAAAAGGAAAUGCAUCUUUAUGUCAGAAACACAAAGCAGCCCAACCAAAGGGGUUCUCAUGUAUCAGCCAUCUUCUGUAAGGGUGCCCAGUGUGACUUCGGUUGAUCCUGCUGCUAUUCCGCCUUCAUUAACAGACUACUCAGUACCAUUCCACCACACGCCAAUAUCAAGCAUGUCAUCAGAUUUGCCAGGUUUGGAUUUUCUUUCCCUUAUUCCAGUUGAUCCCCAGCAGUACUGUCCUCCUAUGUUUUUGGAUAGUCUCACCUCACCCUUAACAGCAAGCAGUACGUCUGUCACCACCACCAGCCCCCAUGAAAGCAGUACUCAUGUUAGUUCAUCCAGCAGCAGGAGUGAGACAGGGGUCAUAACCAGCAGUGGAAGUAACAUUCCUGACAUCAUCUCAUUGGACUAAAGGAGGACUCACUCGAUUCUAGGAAUCAUUCAUUAAAACUGCUCUUUCUUGGAUCUCUGGUCCGUGGAAGCUAUUUUUUUGGUAACGAUUACUUUGAUAUUUAUUGAAGUGUCAGAUGGACUCUUUUGCCUUCUGAGAGAUGAACACAGAUGACUGCAGCAAGAACCACAUGACAUGCAAGGAUUUUUCUUAUUCAUGCUGUACUCUGAGCAUCAGAUACAUUCAGCUGUAACUGCAUCUUCUUGAGAGAUGGAUUUCAAUUUCAUAUGUUACUGGUUGGAUUCUACAAAUCAGUUAAAAUUUUUUUUGUUGUAAUAAACAGCAAUAAAGUUAUGUAAAUAUUCAAGUAAACUUUUUUCUAAUUAAAAAAAGAUGUAAUCAAUGAUUCUGAAAUGACAAGUUUUGUUUAAUCUGAUGUGAAGGAAAAAUAUAUGGAAAGAAGUUACGUUUGCCGAAUGAGUCCUUUCCAUGGAGAUUUGUUCUAUUUCGUUGAAGUAAUGAAGUCUUGAUAAGUGGCCAAAGCUUGGGUUCCACUUUUCUUCCUGCAGUUCCACUUUUCUCCCUGAUUCCAUCAAAGAAAAAUGGCCUUUGUGUUAAGCAUUUUCCCCUGGUUGUUGUUUACACUUCGGUAUUGUGUGCUGAUGAAUGCAGAGUGAGGUUCUGGGAUUUGGCUGUUCUUUAUUAGCGAUUGUGUUGAAGAAACCCUAUGCAGAGUCUGCCCUGACGUAAUGUGUGUUAUUUUGGUAAUCGUACAUUCUUAUUCUAGAGGUUUCUAUAAAUUGGGGGCUUACCUUCUCAAAAAAAAAUUCUCUGCGGCCGUCAAAUGAAAUGUUUUUAGAUUAAGGUGUAGGCUGGAAUGUUUGUUAGAAUUUUGUUCUCACUGUCUAGAAAUAUUAAGAGGUUGGAGGCAGUGGAAGAACAGAUUUAGGGGCGGUGGGAAUAGCAAAGUUUAAUUUCUUCCUAAGAACUUCUUUUGCUCAUUUAUUUUACAGGAUAAUGUACAGAUCUGUGUUGAAACUUUUCAGUUUAGUAACACUGACAAAGAAAAUAUGUUUUAGAUCUCAUUUUUCUCAUAGCAGUGAUUUUCAAACUUAAAGAACAAACAGUAGCAAGGGGGUGGGGAUGGCAUCAGAUUUCCCUUUCCUUUUUUUUAAAAGGAAAUCUUUCCUGAAGCCACAAAAGACAAAACAGAAUUAGAAAUGUUUGAAUAUAAGAAAGGUUUGAAGAGGAGAGGAUGGGCCUGAAACCCACUUUGAAAACUACUCUCUUACUGUGUGUUUGUUUUUAAAAUCUCUCAGAAAACUGUUUUACCCUUAGAGAAACAUUUUUAUCCAAAUUUUAUACUUUGCUUUCAUUUGGCUGCAAAAUUCUGAGUUCUGAAGGAGUUAAUACUUCCCUAAUAUUUAGCUUUCUCUCCCUAAGCUGUAUCUACUUUAAAAAUAAACCUGUGUUAAAAAUGAUUAAUCUAACUGAUUUCUCAAACUGAAGUGCCCAGAUGAAGAGUCCACCAAUUUCAGUUAGGAUAGGGAACAAUCUGGGUUGGUGCAACUCCAGGGAGCUGACUUGUUACUGCUUGGUUUUUCACACCUUCUCAAGUUCUCAUGCCCCCCCGUGCUCUUUUUGUACUCAUUUAAUUUCAUGUGAUUUUCUACAUCAUCCCUUCUUUGGCUGCAUUAUCCCCUUAAUGAAUUAUCCCUUUUGGAGAGUUACAAGCAUGGGAGACGAACCUGAAUCUUCUUGCAGUAGUUGCAUCAUAGUUGCCAGUUUUACCUUCUUAGUCCACGUUACAGUCGAUUGGUCCAGAUACAGAAUUUCUUCCUAGUAAAAUUUUAUGUUGCUGCUCUAAAUAUGGAUGCAAGUUCUGUUAACUCUGUAAUCAGAUAGAAAAAGUAACCUGAUUUGUGUGGUAUAAUUUGUUAAUAAAGAAAUGCUGUAUAUUUGUUA
Messenger RNA from Balaenoptera musculus (blue whale), 3978 nucleotides. RefSeq names its product protein inhibitor of activated STAT 2 (gene PIAS2). Gene Ontology annotation, molecular function: zinc ion binding; transcription coregulator activity; SUMO ligase activity. The record is from RefSeq and is a predicted model, not a curated record. Gene Ontology annotation, biological process: protein sumoylation; regulation of transcription by RNA polymerase II. NCBI's taxonomy places the organism in Eukaryota, Metazoa, Chordata, Mammalia, Artiodactyla, Balaenopteridae.